This is a messenger RNA of Prunus armeniaca (apricot), 207 nucleotides long. NCBI's taxonomy places the organism in Eukaryota, Viridiplantae, Streptophyta, Magnoliopsida, Rosales, Rosaceae. The record is from the annotation of a GenBank genome assembly.
AUGCCUGAGGAAGACAUAGAUCGAUCAACAUUAUCGAGGAAAGGACAUGAAGCUAAAAAUGGGAAAUUUCCAGAUGAGAAGAUAGCAGAGAAAGCUAUAAUAAUUGAUGAUUUGAAGAAACAAGUACUUGAAGGGUCUUUGACCGUAUCAGGUAGUAAUGAUAUCCUCACAAUGGCAUUGGGGAUUACUUGUCAUUCUCUUUGUUGA